Messenger RNA from Gekko japonicus, 1316 nucleotides. RefSeq names its product lymphoid-restricted membrane protein (gene IRAG2). The transcript has 10 exons. Lineage: Eukaryota; Metazoa; Chordata; Lepidosauria; Squamata; Gekkonidae. The coding region runs from base 1 to 1059 and encodes 352 amino acids. Gene Ontology annotation, cellular component: endoplasmic reticulum membrane. The record is from RefSeq and is a predicted model, not a curated record.
AUGCGUUCAGAUGCGACGGCAGAAUUUCUCAGGCUCUCUCUGGGAUUCAAAUGCGACCUCUUUACUCUGGAGAAAAGAGUGAGGCUGGAAGAAAGGUCCCGGGAUCUGGCUGAAGAGAACUUGAAAAAGGAGAUUGCCAGUGCCUUGAAAUUACUAGAGUCUCUGGCCCCUCUCAGUGAAGAUAACCAAGCGCAGGAAAUAGUGAAGAAGCUGCAGAAGAGCUUGGAGCUCCUCAGCCUGUAUACCAGCCGGGUUGCCAGCAAGGCAGAAAUGCUGGGAGCCAUCCAUCAAGAGAGCCGAGUCAGUAAAGCGGUAGAAGUGAUGAUUCAGCACGUGGAAAACCUGAAGCGUACCUACACGAGAGAGCAUGCGGAACUGGAGGAGCUGAAGGAGGUGUUGUUCCAGAACGAAAAGUCCUUCAGCUCUUCAGGGGACCGAGACGAACCUUCAAGUAAAAAACUCUCGGGCUCUCUAAAGCAGUCAUCCCUACGCAGAGUUAGCAUCGCAGCCUUGCCCAGGAAUGUGGGAAAUGCCAGCUCCGGCUUGCCCUUGGCUCAGCUGAACGAAACGGAUGGAAGCGACCGGAAUGAUAAAUUCAACAGGCGCCCGAGUUGGAGCUUGGCAGGAGCAAAGCCGGACGAGAAGCGCCCUUCCAUGCAGCGAUACAUCAGCUCGCAUUCCUGGACUGAGUCGGAAGAAGAACAGCCCGAGACGAAGAACAUUCCUAUGGAACCACCAGUUCCUGAGACAAGAGCAAGCAAGACUCGGAAGCUGAGUGAAAAGGAAAGCACUUCCUCAACAUGGCUGCACUUGGCGUGCACCCGAGUUUCUUCUUGGGCCUCCUCUCUCCGGACUGCCUUCUGCAGAAUAAACAAGACUCUCUGUGUGUCUCUGGUCGCCGUUGUGGUCCUGGCCGUCCUCUCCUCGUUCGUCAUGGCCUGUUCGCUCCAGAGGCCUGCUGACGCCGCCCCCGUCGGGACGGGAAACGCCUGGACUUCGAUCCAGCAGCUGCUGUGGCCGCACACGGGGCUCCGGCACGAGGGGCCCCCACCCGUGUAGCGUGCCCGUGAUGCGUCACGCGGGCCUCUGCUUGCUGAGCUGGAGACCAGCCUGCGUUAGAUCCUAGACUCUCAAGCUGUCUAAGUGACCAAAGGAUCCAAGGUCCUGCCUAAAAAAACAAAGCUUCCCCAUUGGCCGCCAAGGCCCUUUGCUUUCAGCCUCUAAAAAUGUGACGACGGCACUUGCCGAACUUGCAGCUCCAUGCUUUCUGGCGCUGCACUUCCUGUCUUUUUGAACGAAUGACUUUUUUUUAAGUG